AUGGCGCUCGGCCACUCCUGGUUGGGCAUUCGCCUUGGAGCCAUGGGCAGCAUGUUUGUCGCGGCGGUGACGGCCGCAACUGUUCUCAGCAAAGGCACGGCAUCCAGCACGGGAUUGGCGAUUACGCUAGCUCUUCAGCUGCGUCAAGCUCUUACCGUCACAAUCGGUCAGAUAAACGUCACCAGAACCGGUCUCAACGCCAUCGACCGCGUCCUCGCGCUUGCCUCAGUUCCGUCAGAAGAUGGGGAGGAGGAGGCAAGCACCCCAGAGAACUGGCCGGGCGACGGGCGAGUCGAGAUGCAUCGUAUUGGCGUCCAAUACGGCAAAGGGCUACCAUGGGCGCUGAACGAAGUUUCAUUUUCUCUUCCCGCGGGCAAGCGAUUAGGGAUUGUUGGCCGCACCGGCGCGGGCAAGUCUAGCUUGAUAAAUGCGCUUCUGCGCUUUGUCGAUGUCGCGGCUGGCGAAAUCCUGAUUGACGGCCAAGACAUUUCCCAAGUGCCCCGGAACCGCGUGCGAGAUGCCAUCAGAGUGAUACCUCAGGAUGCAUUCCUAUUUUCUGGAACGCUGCGAUCAAAUGUGGAUGUCUUUGGGAAGCACAGGGAUGACCGGAUUAUCACCGCUCUCCGAAGCGUCCACUUUGCGCCUUUUGAGCAGGAAGGGGAGCAUGUCAUUGCUGCUGAUCUUGAUCACGAGAUUCUUGCUGGAGGAUCCAACAUCUCCCAUGGGCAACGCCAACUUGUCUGUCUUGCCCGGGCCAUUCUCGAAGACAGCUGCCGCAUCCUUGUCCUGGAUGAAGCAACGAGUGGCAUCGAUCACGCUACAGAAACUGCCAUCCAGCAAACCAUUCGAGGUAGUUUCAGGGGCAUCACCGUUUUGGUGGUGGCGCACAAAGUGCUCACCGUCGCCGACUUUGAUUCGAUACUUGUGUUGAAGCAGGGCAAGGUUGUGGAAAAUGGAGCGCCGCAGCAAUUGCUGGCGGCGAAUGGCGAAUUUUACAACAUGGUGGAGAAGAGUGAAGAUUCGAGGAAGAUUAAAGAGCUUAUCUGGAGGAACAAGUGA
Messenger RNA from Cordyceps fumosorosea ARSEF 2679, 1059 nucleotides. Its product is annotated as ABC transporter-like protein. The transcript has a single exon. Gene Ontology annotation, biological process: transmembrane transport. NCBI's taxonomy places the organism in Eukaryota, Fungi, Ascomycota, Sordariomycetes, Hypocreales, Cordycipitaceae. Gene Ontology annotation, cellular component: membrane. Gene Ontology annotation, molecular function: ATPase-coupled transmembrane transporter activity; ATP binding; ATP hydrolysis activity. The record is from RefSeq and is a predicted model, not a curated record. Bases 1 to 1059 code for a protein of 352 amino acids.